Molecule: messenger RNA, 1617 nt
Organism: Rotaria sp. Silwood2
Lineage: Eukaryota; Metazoa; Rotifera; Eurotatoria; Philodinida; Philodinidae
Source: the annotation of a GenBank genome assembly
AUGAUUAAUGUCUAUAACAUAUUAAAAGUAUUAUCAAACUAUAUCUCUCAUAAAUUUGACGAUACUGUACCCUCGCCAAUUACUUUUGACGAAGAGUACAUUGCUUUAAACCUAUUUAAUUGUUUAUCUUCCAUUCUGGAAAGUGGUUCAUAUCUCUUCGAUAUUGAAACUACACUCGAUCAUGACGAUGAAUUAGAUGAUCCCGACGUCACGAGUUCUGCUGUCCCAACACCAAUGUCUAUAGAUCUUGAUAUUAAUCUUGACGCUGAUUAUAAGUCCACCGACGAUGACAACGACGACGACGACGAUCACUGUCUGCGAGAUGACUUUUCAUUGGACUACAUGAAACGCGCUGUUGAUUAUUUUGAUGAGACGGAUGCAGCAACAGGACAGCGCAAAAGAAGUUGGUGCUCAGUCAAACACAUGUUUCGACGUAUUCCAAAUCCCCAAUACAUCACCCGCUUUCGGAAAUAUAUUGAAGCUGGGGGUACCAAGAAACAAAAAAUUGAUGAUAUUGACACCUAUGUCUAUCAUCAAUUUGAAAACGCACGCCAUAGGUUGCUAGCUGUUCAUGAUAUUGAUUUGCGUCGAUGGGGUCUCCAAAAAGCUCGCGAACUAAAUCUGAAUAGUUUCGAAGCUUCCGAAAAAUGGCUAUUGUCGUUUAAACAUCGACAUAGAAUUUCUAGUCGAAAAGUAACUCAAUUGAUUACGAAAAGGUAUAUUGAAAGUCGUCAAGAAAUUGACGAAGCAGCAACAAAAUUUGUUGCAGAAACGUCGAAAUUCAUUGAGAAAUACAAUCCCAACGAAGUACUCAAUACUGAUCAAGUGGGAAUUAAUUUUGAAUUGUAUGACAAUCGAACUUUAACAUAUAUGGGAGAACAAUCUACCUGGAGUUCGGUUCGAUCGGUUUACAAUACCACUCAUUCUUACACGAUACAAAAUACGAUAACAAUGAGAGGAACUGUGUUCGGUCCACUCUAUCUUUGUUUAAAAGAGCAAACCGGACAUAUGAGCGAUAAAAUAAAAGAGAACUUAUUUCAUGCUCAAAAUGUUGUCGUGACGUGCUCGAAAAGUGGAAAAUUAACUUCGUCACUUGUCACUUACUGGCGUGACCAUUGCUUAAUUCCAAAUUUGUCGUCCAAAACAUUACUUCUUGUGGAUAGCUUUCCUUCUCAUGCUAAUCCAGAUGUGUAUAAGCAUUUGAAAGAUUUUGAAUUUAGAGUAAUACCACCGAAAACUACUUCAAUAAUCCAACCACUUGACGUUUAUUAUAAUCGGCAAUACAAGAUGAUUCUACGACGUAUCUUCGAUUAUGUACGGCUCGACGAUAUUCAUAUUAAUUUGGCCGAACGUAACAAUGUGAUUAAAUUACAUUCACUUGUUAAUUCACAAAUGAAAUCAAAAGCUUUCGAACCAAUGAUUAAAUACGCAUGGUACAGAAGCGGAUAUUUAAAAACUGAUCCCGGUCCAUUUCGCAACGUUAAAGAAAUUUGUUUUACAUUUGAAAAAGAUAAAUGUUGCGAAGAAAAUUGCAUAAACGAUCAAAUAAUUCGAUGUUCGUGGUGCCAGCACGAACUUUGUUUUGUUCAUUUCUUUGUGAAUUACCAUUAUCAUUAG